AAUAGAUUCUGCUCGAAGUAAAGAAAUAUCACUUAACAGAGAAAAAUUUAGCAAGUGUAGACUAUAAGUAUAAAAUACGUUGUGUUUGACAUACUGUAACCAUGAAGGCUGUUUACGUACUUCUAUUGUUGGCCCUUGUUGGAAUCAUUUGUGCAAAAGCUACUCUCGAUCGAGCGAAAGAACCAUCUCAUUCAAAGCAUCCUCCUGUACAUUCUGGUAAACAUGAUGAAAAUGAUGAACACGGUGGUGGACAUGACGGUGGACAUGACGGUGGACACGAUGGUGGACACGAUGGUGGUAACGAUGGUAACGGUGGUAACGGUGGUAACGGUGGUAACGGUGGUAACGGUGGUAUAGGAUUAAUAACCAUACUUUUGAAAUUGGUGUGCAGUUUACUGGGAAACUUACUAUAUAGUCUAGGUCUAGGUGGUCUUUGUACAAAGUUUUAA
This is a messenger RNA of Acromyrmex echinatior (Panamanian leafcutter ant), 449 nucleotides long. RefSeq lists its product as uncharacterized. Lineage: Eukaryota; Metazoa; Arthropoda; Insecta; Hymenoptera; Formicidae. The record is from RefSeq and is a predicted model, not a curated record.